UAUAUUUCAGUGCAAUCAGGUAGUGCAGUGAAACCUGUAACAUGUCCAUCAGGAAAAUGUCUAGAGGGAUCCGAUGCAUGCAAAGGAUCGUUUGUUUCUCAAGUUCAAACAUGUACCGGUAAUCAGCGAUUCUGUACAAACAUCCAUCAAAUGCAAAGAACUGGCGAAUGUUUGGAAGAGGAACUAAACAUCAUCACUCGUGACUCUUGGGGAGCAAAACAACCGAGGAAGAGAGUGUCGAUGAUAACUCCUGUAGAUUAUUUCAUCAUACACCACUCGGCCGGAUUCCUCGAUAAUCGGGCUUGUGAUAAUCUACUUGACUGUAUUGAGGAGGUUAAAGAUAUCCAGAAAGAACAUAUGGAUAACGGUUAUGUUGAUAUUGGAUAUCACUACCUCAUAGGAGGAGAUGGAUCCGUAUUUGAAGGUCGAGGCUGGCAAUAUGAAGGAGCGCAUGCGUUUAGUUACUACAACAACAUUAGUAUCGGCGUCUGUCUUAUCGGGAAUUUCAACGGUAAAAAGCCCACCAACAAGGCAACGACGGCGCUCUCCAAAUUGAACACUUGUCUGCAACGUAUUGGAAAACUCAACCUAACACAUUCAGUAUAUGGUCAUAGAGAUGUUCGACAGACGGAAUGUCCAGGAGACAAAUAUUAUCCAACCUUAAAGGAAACGUUUGGUGCAUCGUGGCAUCGUGAAUAUCCGCCCCCUGAAUAUUGGUCAGAGUGCCGAGUAAACGAAGGAAAAUGCCAAAAUGACGCCCUGGACUGUGAAGGAGAGUAUAAAGUCCGAACAACAAAGAUUGGAAUAUUACCGUUUGGACUACAUGCAUUACCGUUUGGAACAUUGCUGUGUCCUGAACAUGAAGAGGACAACCGGAUCAAGUGUUGCAUUAAGAGAACAUGACUUUAACUCCAAAUUUAUUCAAAUCAAAUGUUCUCAACGGUUAGUUUCGCUCCUUUUCGUUGAAAAGGUUUUAUUAAAUACUUAAACUGCAAGAAUUACAAAAUUAUUACACUUUUUAUCAAAGACAAAAAAAAAAAAAAAAAAAUGCACAUUAUUACAACGGAGGUUGAGGAAGGAACUGCUAUCCUUAACUGUUCCCGGAUGUGACUAACAAACCGAUGACGUCCUACAUACUGACAAUUAACACCGAACUCGGAUUAUCUGAUGUCGUGUGGUAUCACGUGUUUGACAGUAACAUCUCCACGUUUGAGUUGGAUGUCAAUAUAGCGGAACUUUUUGAGAUGGUAACAGCUGUGUAUGACACCGGUCCAGAAUUAACAUACAGAGACAGCUCUCCUCUCGUUUAGUCACUUAUCACUUAAUAGACAGUAACAGUAGUAUCUAUUUUUGUUUCUUGUUGUUUAACGGGAAUUUGUGAUAAGUUUAAACACCCUAGCCGAGUACACCGUUUCCGAUGUACCACCGUGGCUUGUUGAAACAGCCGAUGUUAACUUUGCUCUGCAUGAGAGGGCAAAGUCGAGUACAUUACCAGAAGAAAACAAAUCCUCCUUUUGGAAAUACAUUUCAGAUUUUCCCGAUCAUGUUCAAAUCUACACUGAUGACUCAAAAGAUGGUGAAAAGGUCUCAGCAGCAUGCUACACUGAUUACUUUUGUUGCAGAAGCAAUUAAAAAGACAAUGUUUUUUUUCCGAGUCUCUGUCUGUCCUUCAAAGUUUACUGCCAUAUGAAAAUUUGACAAGUAGUCCUUUACUAAAGGGAAAGUAUAGGGAUUCUUAUUUAAAAACGUACGUGUAUUAUCAAGAAGUCAUCGCUUCAAUUACCAACAUUAAUGAAAUAAAAAAAUAAAAUAUU
Messenger RNA from Pecten maximus, 1814 nucleotides. Its product is annotated as peptidoglycan-recognition protein SC2-like. Gene Ontology annotation, biological process: peptidoglycan catabolic process. The coding region runs from base 151 to 903 and encodes 250 amino acids. The record is from RefSeq and is a predicted model, not a curated record. The transcript has 4 exons. NCBI's taxonomy places the organism in Eukaryota, Metazoa, Mollusca, Bivalvia, Pectinida, Pectinidae. Gene Ontology annotation, molecular function: N-acetylmuramoyl-L-alanine amidase activity; zinc ion binding.